AUGUCUCCCAAUGACUAUACAGUUGGGUGGAUCUGUGCCCUCCCUAUCGAGAUGGCUGCUGCCAGGGCAAUGUUGGAUGUAGAGGAUAAACACUCAAAUGCCGAACUUUCCCACAGUAAAAGGUAUAUAUUUGGAAGCAUCAUGGAUCACAAUAUAGUGAUCGCGUGCUUACCCUCUGGGGUUCCUGGGACAACGUCUACAGCGAAGGCUGUAGCUGAAAUACAAAAUACCUUUGGAAAAAUUCGCUUUUACCUGCUAGUGGUUGUCAGCCACCCCACUCGAGGAUAUGGAGGCGUCAUCCCAUACGAUUAUGGGAAGGCCGUCGCUAACGGCCAGUUCGAAGUCACAGGAACCUUCAACAAACCCCCGGAUCUACUUUUGAACGCACUGAGCAAGUUGCAAGGAACCGAUUUGGGUAACCCACCGUGUCGCUUUCACAUAUCCUUAUCCAAAGUGAUAGACAAAAACCCAGAGUUUCGCUAUCCCGGUGAAGGCCAGGAUGUGCUCUUCAAAGCGGACUAUAUACACCCGUCUGGGCAGGAUUGCAGCGCCUGUGACCGUGGAAGAAUCGAAGCCCGACCAAAGCGAAGCUCGAGCGUUCCAGCCGUCCAUUAUGGACUUAUUGCCUCGGGUAAUCAGGUUAUAAAGGACGCUCAGAAACGAGAUCGUAUCGCAUCCCGACAUGACGUUCUUUGUUUCGAGAUGGAGGCAGCUGGCUUGGAUGGCGUCCCAUGCUUGGUGAUCCGUGGCAUUUCUGAUUAUGCCGACUCACAUAAGAAUGAUAGGUGGCAACACUAUGCUGCAGCCGCGGCGGCAGCGUAUGCGAAGGAGAUUUUCUCACACCUAGAACCACCGCCCCCAAAGACUGCGCCGGGAAUGUCACCAGACAGUCUCCGACUGACCAGGACAUUGGAGAAAUUGCAGUCAACUAAAGUUGAGGAUGACAGGAGUAUGUUGUUGGCUAUCAAGGGGACAAGAGCCAGGGGAACAUGCGAAUGGCUUACUCAAGAUGCUCGUUACAUGACGUGGCUGGAUAGCCAACGUUCCGAAUUGCUCUGGGUUUCAGGAGGCCCCGGAAAGGGCAAAACGAUGCUUGCUAUCUAUUUAACCCAGGUUCUGGAGGACCAUGUGCCCUCUGAGGGUAGGAUUCUCCUAUAUUACUUCUGCGAUAAUGGAGACGAGAACCGGAAAUCGCCGAUCGCCAUCUUGAAAAGUUUGUUAUACCAGCUUCUCUCAAAUCGACCCCAUCUACUUCACCUGGUUUCAACAGACCUUCAGGGCGACAGCAAAUUAUAUUCUCAUAUGACCCUACCGUACCUUUGGAGCACAUUUGUAGCACUUCUCAGAUCACCGGAUCUCAGCAUGGUCGUCUGCGUAGUAGACGGCCUUGAUGAAUGUGAAGAAAGCUUGAUAAAGCCCUUCCUCGGAUAUCUCAGGGAGUUCUUUACAGGGCAGGAAGAGGAAGGCUUGACUGCCAGCUUUAAAUUGUUAUUGCUCAGCCGCGAAUCAGAUAAUAUCAAACGUGGGUUGGGGCGGGUGCCUCGAGUAGACCUCGAAAGCGCCGAGUUCUCGAUGCAAGUGGCUAAUGAUGUUGAUAAAUACAUUUCCUCAAUGCUCCAGGAACCAAAUGUAUCCGGUGGCCUCUCCUUAGCUCAACGCGAGCGAAUAAGAAAGACCUUGAGAGAUGGCGCGGAAGGAACCUUUUUGUGGGUUGGUUUCAUGCCAGACAUUCUCAGAGGCAUGGACAACGAAGAGAUAGAAGACGGUCUACAGGAGAUUCCAAAGGGUCUGGACGAAAUUUACCAACGAAUACUUCAUCAAAUUCCAGCGCCACAAAAGGAGCUGGUUUGUCUGAUCCUCCAUUGGGUCGUGCUGGCGCAGAGGCCCUUGACAAUGGAAGAACUGGAAGCAGCCAUCCGAACAGAUGACAAAUACAAGGGUUUGAAUGGGAAUGCCAUAAUAAGGCAAGUGAAGUCUUGUAGGCCACUGCUAAAGAUCGAGCAUCAGGUAAUACAUUUGGUACAUCAAUCCGCAAAGGAAUAUCUACUGUCCCCGGACGAAGUGUCGAUGACCUACUUCGGCGGGAAGGCGCGUCAUUCAAUACUCGCACUUUCCUGCUUGAAGUACCUAGAAACAAACUAUGUUCGGCUUUCCGGGCUCCAAGAGGAUACGUUCUUAGACUAUGCGUCCACGUACUGGCCUGUGCAUAUGAAAAAUGCAGGCGAUGAUGAUGCCAAGCUUUGCGAACAGUCCACGAAAUUCUUCCAAGAAUCGAACACGCGUGACCGUUGGUGGGCACGCUAUUGGUCGAGAGAGCACGGUACUGACGAACCAAACUCGUUUAAAUUGCUGCAUCUAUCGGCUUAUUUUGGUCUGGAGGCUUUAGCCCAGAAUGACCUUCGCCGGAAACGCCGCUUUACGAAUUCCAUGCACCCUGCAAACCAAAAAGACAGUUAUGGCCGAAUACCGCUUAUGUGGGCUGCAGCCAGAGGCCAAAAGCGCAUGGUAGAGCUCUUGCUCCCGCAUGUGUUCAAUAUCGAUCGCCGCGACAAAUUUAAUAUGACAGCACUUCAUCUAGCGGUCAGAGGUGACCACUUCGACGUGGUGUCGUUGCUUUUGACCAGGCCUGUCAAUCUCGAAAUAAAAGCAGGUGGUUUUACACCAUUAAUGGUGGCAAUCGGAAAUUGCUCCCAGAGUAUUGUUGCACUUCUUCUUAAGCAUGGAGCUAAAGAUCCUAUGCCGUCAACUCUCGGUGAUGCGAAUCUUGGACGUGAGGCAGUUAAUCGUGAGGAGGAUUGCUGCGAGACACGCGCGCGAGAACUCAUACACCUUCAACCACUGUUUCUCCGCACACGGUUGAACAAAUUCUCUGAGGCAUUAACGGUGCCUAUCGCCCUUAGCCUUGCUAUCUCACCUGUAGUAGCGAAAUCCAAGGCUUGCUCUAGUCUUUUGAAACGGCCAAUAGUCAAGCUAAUCAGAUACUAUCUUGAGAGUGACGGUGAGAAGGUCAAAGCCAUCCUGGACAAUGGGCACGGCGCAACACUCAUUGAACAAUCGCUUAUAAUAUGCCGACUACAACUAGGAACGCGGAAUAAAGGCAGGAUGAUGCGGCUUGCCCAGAAGCUCGGCGAUACUUUUGUGGAAAUUAUCCUUGAAGUCCAUGGAAUUUUAGGAUGGUGGGAUCGGUUUGCCGUCUCUUUUCUCCGGAGUGGUUUUAGCUUAGGCUUCAGGGACGUGUUAGAGACCUGGUUUACGAUCGGGGUAUAUGGAACUGCAAAGGCAAUUGACUGUGGAGGAGCCGAGAACAUACGAGAAAUUUGGCAAUUUGGAGUGAAAUCAUGCAAGAUGCUGUUGAUUAAGGAGAGGGAGGCCGAAGCCAUAGCCGUAAUGAGGUGGGUUAUCAUGAGCCAUGUGAUAGCUCGUGAAAUUAAUAAGGCAAGAGUUAUCGACACGAUCUCCAAAGAGUGCACAAAGGCUAUUGAAGAUCUCACCCAAGGGCCACUCACGAAUAGCUUUAUUUCCUGCAUGAGUACGGCGUGGUCGAGGGAAAUACUCUACCGGGUUACGAGGAAGGAAAGCCGAGAGCUAAAAUGGACGCUUGGGUGCUUUUCUGCAGCUAGCUUCGUACCUAAACUACCUUUGAUCGCAGGGACAGCUUUGUUCAAAACUUUCACUACCCUAGCCGAUGAAAAAGCUGACAUGACAUGGCUAUUUGUUGAGCAGCAAUUCUGGCCCAUUGAAAAGGCCUGUGACUGGGCAGUCAAUACAGCAACAUGGCAUAUAGAGGCGGCGAUAGUGUUGUUACAACUCAUCUCAGAAAGCCGGCUCCCGGUUCCACAGUAUAUCAUGGGAUUGGUUCCGUCGGUUUUGAAGAGAGCAGAAAUGGAAGCUCUCUCGGUUGGUUUCAAUAUAGGAGAACUGAAGACUGAAGAUCAGUUGUCAAUAUAG
This is a messenger RNA of Aspergillus pseudotamarii, 3948 nucleotides long. RefSeq lists its product as uncharacterized. The coding region runs from base 1 to 3948 and encodes 1315 amino acids. The transcript has 2 exons. The record is from RefSeq and is a predicted model, not a curated record. Gene Ontology annotation, biological process: nucleoside metabolic process. Gene Ontology annotation, molecular function: protein binding; catalytic activity. NCBI's taxonomy places the organism in Eukaryota, Fungi, Ascomycota, Eurotiomycetes, Eurotiales, Aspergillaceae.